ACCUAAACGUGCAAUCAGUGCACCUGCAACCGCGCGCACUAGCAUGGGCUCCUCAGCUCGCGCCUGCCAGCUCCCUGCCAUAAGCUGCGCCAUGCCAGAAAAGCCGUGGGCGGAGUGACCGUGAAGUCUCUGAUAACGCCAUGGACGAUAACCGUCCCCCUCUGCUUCCCUCGCCACACCAUCACCGCCAGCGAAUGCUGCACACUCCGUGGCUGGAUUUUUACCGACGCUCGCCAGAUGGCAACAGUUCUCCGAUGGACGGGCACGCCGCCGCCGCUACCGCUCCAUCCGUAAUUACAACAGCCACAACAGCUCCGACCACGCCGACGAUCGCGAACGGUGUUCAUCAUCGCGGAGUCGACGGUACGUUUGAGGAAGACGACCCUUUGCCUCUUCACCUGCACCCUCGUACCGACGGCAACUCGGUAGGCUGGGAAGGAGCCCUGUGCUACGCGGCCAGCCAUUCUAGCGAAGAGCAAGAGCUCGCGUUUCGACGCAAGAUGCCCAACGUCAAGGUGUUCAGCGGCUCGUCGCACUGCGACCUCGCUCAGAAAGUUGUCGACAGGCUCGGCAUCGAACUGGGCAAGGUGGUCCUCAAGAAGUUCAGCAAUCAGGAGACGUGCGUCGAGAUUGGCGAGAGCGUCCGCGGCGAAGAUGUCUACAUCAUCCAGAGCGGCUGCGGCGAGGUGAACGACAAUCUGAUGGAACUGCUCAUCAUGAUCAACGCCUGCAAGAUCGCUUCGGCCUCGCGGGUAACGGCGGUGAUCCCCUGCUUUCCCUACGCCAGGCAAGACAAGAAAGACAAGAGUCGAGCUCCCAUUUCUGCAAAGCUGGUGGCCAACAUGCUGUCAGUGGCUGGCGCAGAUCACAUCAUCACCAUGGACCUGCACGCCUCUCAGAUUCAGGGUUUCUUCGACAUUCCCGUCGACAACCUGUAUGCUGAGCCGGCGGUGCUGAAGUGGAUACGGGAGAACAUCCCCGAGUGGCGCAACGGCAUCAUUGUCUCGCCGGAUGCAGGAGGUGCAAAGAGGGUGACGGCUAUUGCGGACCGCCUUAACGUGGAGUUUGCCCUGAUCCACAAGGAGCGCAAGAAGGCCAACGAGGUGGACAGCAUGGUGCUGGUGGGCGAGGUCAAGGACCGGGUGGCCAUCUUGGUGGACGACAUGGCGGACACCUGCGGAACUAUCUGCCAUGCGGCCGGGAAGUUGCUGGAGGCCGGUGCGAGCAAAGUGUACGCCAUCCUGACGCACGGCAUCUUUUCGGGACCCGCCAUUUCGAGGAUAAACAACGCCUGCUUCGAGGCCGUGGUGGUGACCAACACCAUUCCACAGGACCAGCACAUGAAGGAGUGCCCCAAGAUUCAGUGUAUCGAUGUCUCCAUGAUCCUGGCAGAGGCGAUUCGCAGGACACACAACGGAGAGUCUGUGUCCUACCUGUUUAGUCACGUGCCCAUGUAGGAUGCUGUCCCGUCCCUUUCCUUCAUUUUUUCCGCCCCUCUUCCCCCUUCUCGGUCGUUGCGUCUGCUCGCAUAGCGUCGUUCAGCGGGAUUAACUGCGCGCUCGAAGUGGGGACCUGCUGGUACUGGCUGCACCGUCGAACGAAUGGUAGAGGCGACUGACGAAGCUCGCGGCACCCGUGCACACUCUUUUGGCGACGGCCGAAACGUUGCCAACGUUCGCUCAAACGAACCAAAAUGUUGCCCAAGUAGUUUGCACAUGCAUGGCAUGGCGACAUUCGUCAGGUACUGUAAACCAUCCUUACCAGUCGGUCCCCACUCCGAGCAUGUUGUUCAUGCCGUUUCUUGCGAGAGUAUGAAAUACUUAAUUACGUUGCCAUUUUGAAAAAAAAAAAAAAAGAUAGCGCAAAGUUGAGCCGAGAACAUUUGUAUCGCCGUGCAGUGCGUUCGUAGCGUACCGAGGUUUGGCGAUCAACUUGGGAGAGGUUGUCGCACCGCACAUGUGCACUCUCAACAUGUUGCACUGCGGCGUUAUUCCAAAGCAGUGGGAGCAACAUUGCAAGAACACUUGCAGUGUCUUGUACAGUGAUUGACAACUGUGACGAGUUGCUUGUUGAAAAUUGAUUGGUGCAACAUGUAGUUAACGGGAGGAAAUUGUUAUGUGGGUAUCGUUGAGAAGGGUGGGAGGGGCAAGGAAAAAACUUUGGACCAGCAGGAUUUGGGAAUCCACAUUUUUAAGAACUGAUAGUCAAGGGUUACUUUUUAUGUGUGGCAAGUUGAUGUCUUUUUUUUUUUUUUUUUUU
Molecule: messenger RNA, 2259 nt
Organism: Ixodes scapularis (black-legged tick)
Lineage: Eukaryota; Metazoa; Arthropoda; Arachnida; Ixodida; Ixodidae
Gene: Prps
Product: ribose-phosphate pyrophosphokinase 2
Exons: 7
Coding region: 141-1457 (438 amino acids)
Biological process (GO): purine nucleotide biosynthetic process; ribonucleoside monophosphate biosynthetic process; 5-phosphoribose 1-diphosphate biosynthetic process
Cellular component (GO): cytoplasm; ribose phosphate diphosphokinase complex
Molecular function (GO): magnesium ion binding; ribose phosphate diphosphokinase activity; ATP binding
Source: RefSeq, a predicted model, not a curated record